UUUUGCAACCAAGAUGACGAGCAACACCAGGUACAAGAGCCGAGCACUUAGAUCAGAGGAUGGAAGAGAGGAGAAGGAGUAUGUGGGGUUUGCCACCCUCCCCAACCAGGUCCACAGGAAGUCAGUCAAGAAGGGGUUUGACUUCACCCUCAUGGUGGCAGGAGAGUCUGGUCUGGGUAAAUCUACUCUGGUCAACAGCCUUUUCCUCACAGACCUGCACAAGGACAGGAAACUCCUCAAUGCCGAGGAGCGUAUCAGUCAGACAGUGGAGAUCACUAAGCACACGGUGGACAUAGAGGAAAAAGGAGUUAAACUGAAACUGACCAUCGUAGAUACACCAGGGUUUGGAGACGCAGUCAACAACACUGAGUGUUGGAGGCCAAUCACAGAUUACAUUGACCAGCAGUUUGAGCAGUACUUCAGAGAUGAGAGUGGACUGAACAGGAAGAAUAUCCAGGACAACAGAGUCCACUGCUGCCUCUACUUCAUACCCCCCUUUGGACACGGGCUUCGUCCAGUAGAUAUAGAGUUUAUGAAGGCACUGCAGGACAAGGUCAACGUGGUUCCUCUCAUCUCUAAAUCUGACUGCCUUACUCCCAACGAGAUCAGGAAACUUAAAGACCGGGUCCGUGAGGAGAUAGAUAAGUUUGGGAUAAAGGUGUACCAGUUCCCAGACUGCGACUCUGAUGAGGAUGAGGAGGCCAAACAGAAGGACAGAGAACUCAAGGAGAGCACUCCGUUUGCUGUGAUCGGCAGUAACAUGGUGGUGGAGACCAGAGGUCAGAAAGUCAGAGGAAGACUCUACCCCUGGGGCAUUGUAGAGGUGGAGAACCAGUCUCACUGUGACUUUGUGAAGCUGAGGACCAUGCUGAUCAGGACCCACAUGCAUGACCUGAAGGACAUCACCUGUGACUGUCACUAUGAGAACUACAGGGCUCAUUGUAUACACACCAUGACCAGUAAAAUGAAUACAGAUAAUCGUGUGGAGAGCCCGAUUCCCAUCCUACCCUUGUCCACCCCAGACGUGGAGACAGAGAAACUCAUCAAGAUGAAGGACGAGGAGUUGAGGAGGAUGCAGGAGAUGCUUCAGAAGAUGCAGCAGCAGAUGCAGCAUGAGCAAGACCUGUGAGCCCUGACCCCUAACCUCUCACUCCUGACCUCUCACCUCUCUCUUCUCACCUAAUGAUAUGUGGAACGACUAACACAGGGUCAAUCACAUGCUGGCCAAUCACACUGCAACCUCACUCCAACUGAAACAGUACAAUUCUACCUGGAUGUUCUGAAAUAUUACACUCUCUUCUCAAUAAUAUGCAUCCCUAACAGAGACACUGGACACAGGGUAAAUCCAACACCAAACACUCUGGAUGGGUCACACACCCUACACUGGAGAAACACUUUUAAACAGGGACAAACAUUUUGUCAACGAUUUGUUGGUGUUGUGAACCCCCCCCCCCCCCCCCCCAAAAGCGAUGCUUUGUUGGAUGCAGUCAGAGGCCAAGACUAUAGCCAAGCAUUAUAGCAUUAUAGUAGAUUUGCACCUUAGAUUUCAGUUGGUGUCCAAGCUUGUUUUUGUAUUCAAGGGAAGUAGUUUGGUACUGAAUUAGACUGUUUAUGAUUAUUGUUGAAUAUGUAUUUUGCACUCUACUGGCUCACACAGUUAAAAUGUGGGUCAGAUUAAUUUAUUCUGUUUAUAACAUUAUUCAUGUUGAGUUGUGGGUUAUUUAUUCACAUUUAAAUGUGUGUAUGAGAGAGAAAGAGAGAGAAAGUGAAGAGUGAUUACAGUAUGUGAGUGUGUGUGUGCAUGUAUGUGUGUAUAUUUUUGUGUGUGUAAGAGAAGGAGAGAGUGUCUCUAAGUCAGCAUUGACAUAGAGACAGGCCACAGUGUCAUUUCCUGUCCAACAGAAGUUAUGAGACAAACCAAAGUUUGGAGAGAUUCUCAAUCCUUCUUGUCCCUUUGCUCCGUUGACAGAAUAGCUUCUGUCUCUGAGGGUUCUCUUAUGGAACAAGGGCAGCGUGUUGCAGCACAAUCAAUGUUCUGAGAGUCUACUGAAGAUUCUAGGAGAUAAACACAUUAGAUCAAAUUUCACUUGAGAAGAUUAGAUUACAUCCUGGAAAAUACUGUGUGUGUGUGUGUGUGUGUGUGUGUGUGUGUGUGUGUGUGUGUGUGUGUGUGUGUGUGUGUGUGUGUGUGUGUGUGUGUGUGUGUGUGUGUGUGUGUGUGUGUGUGUGUGUGUGUGUGUGUGUGUGUGUGUGUGUGUGUGUGUGUGUGUGUGUGGAGAUGUGUAUGUGUGCACCUGUGUGUUAAUGUGGUGUUGAUUAGCCUGUAUGAUGGUCCAUCCCGUUGUAGUACGUAACAUAGAUUAAUAGAUAGAUUAAUCUCUCAGCAUGGUCAAGGUUGUGUCCACACAGACACGGUGAUGUCUCACACUGGUGCAUAUCACUCAAUAAAAGCCCACUGUUGUACCUUU
Messenger RNA from Oncorhynchus gorbuscha (pink salmon), 2468 nucleotides. RefSeq names its product septin-5-like. Gene Ontology annotation, cellular component: septin complex; microtubule cytoskeleton; cell division site. NCBI's taxonomy places the organism in Eukaryota, Metazoa, Chordata, Actinopteri, Salmoniformes, Salmonidae. Gene Ontology annotation, biological process: cytoskeleton-dependent cytokinesis; regulation of exocytosis. The transcript has 12 exons. Gene Ontology annotation, molecular function: GTP binding; GTPase activity; molecular adaptor activity. The coding region runs from base 14 to 1129 and encodes 371 amino acids. The record is from RefSeq and is a predicted model, not a curated record.